AUGAAUGACGACGGCUCUAACGGUGGCACCAAUGCUGCUACUCCUUCCAAAUCCAGCGACAGUGAUGUUGUCAAUCCUUCAAACGGUAGUGACAUUGCCAACCCUUUAUUUCUUCAUUCUUCGGAUCAUGUCGGUCUGAUUCUUGUCUCAAAAAAACUCAACGGAAACAAUUACAAUACUUGGUCUUGCGCCAUACGCAUUGCCCUCAGUGCCAAGAACAAGCUUGGUCUUGUAGAUGGUUCUUUGGAGCCAGACCUUGCUGGCAGUGUCAUCUAUUUGCCAAAUGCUCAUGAAAUAUGGGUCAAUCUUCAUGAGCAUUUUUCACAAGGUAAUGGUCCUUAUCUCUUUCAGAUUCAACGAGAAAUCAACUCCUUAACUCAAGCAAAAAAUGAAACUAACAAACUUAUACAGUUUUUUAUGGGCCUAAAUGAGUCAUACAGUGCAACUUGA
Molecule: messenger RNA, 450 nt
Organism: Tripterygium wilfordii
Lineage: Eukaryota; Viridiplantae; Streptophyta; Magnoliopsida; Celastrales; Celastraceae
Exons: 3
Coding region: 1-450 (149 amino acids)
Source: RefSeq, a predicted model, not a curated record